AUGUGGACUACAUACAGGGCGAGAGGCGCCUUCUUAUUGACGCUGCUUAUAUCUACCGAACUGUCAGAUGGCUCUGUGGUCGUCAGCACCGUGGAAGGAAAAGUACGUGGCCUACGUGAAAAUGUUCUUGGAAGAGACGUAGAAGUAUUCCUCGGAAUUCCGUAUGCUGCACCACCCGUCGGAGAACUUCGGUUCCUCAAGCCUCAACCGGUAUCAACGUGGGACAAUGUAUAUAACGCAACGACCGUCAAAGAUUCCUGCAUGCAACCGAGAGUUCCCUGGGUAUUCGAUAUCCCGACAGCUCUCUCCGAAGACUGCUUGCAUUUAAACGUGUGGACGCCACAAGCGUCGGAGUCGACGAAGCUCCCAGUCCUAGUGUGGUUUUACGGCGGAAUUUUCAAACUAGGAUCCGCGUAUGAGACCAGAUACAACGCUGCCCCCUUGGUCGCACUCAACGAUGUGGUCGUCGUGUCGUGUAACUUUCGCUCGGGAAUGUUCGGCUUUCUAGACGCGAAUAACGAAGGGGCACCCGGAAACGUUGGCCUCUGGGACCAGGUGAUGGUGAUGAAAUGGGUUCAGCGAAACAUCAGAGCCUUUGGCGGAGAUCCGCAACUCAUCACGCUAUUUGGCGAGAGCUCGGGGUCCAUGGCCAUUCACUUGCAUCUCAUGUCGCCCUCUAGCGCCGGUCUCUUUCGUCGCGCGUUCUUUAUGAGCGGCACUGAGAGCACCGACAUGGACGUCAACUCUGUCGACGAAAGCAUUAACACUGGCAGUGCCGUCGCCGAAGUGCUCGGAUGUACGAAUCCUUUGCAGGACCUGACCACUGAUCCAGAUGACGUGCUGCAGUGCCUCCGAAAGUCGUCGGCCAGCGACAUCGCUGAAGCCACGGAAAAUGUCACGUCGCCGAACGUGCUUGCAUUUCUGCCAACGUUCAACACCGAAUUUGUGCCGUACUUGCCUUCGAUUGCUACAGAAAAGGGGCUCUUUCGUGUUGUCGAUGCGAUGGUUUCCGUAGUGAAGAAUGAGGGCGCGUUUGCCUUCGUCAUGCAACCCGACAGGGAGCUCCUUAAAGACGACCUGUCGUGGUAUGAAUGGGAAGAAUUCGUACCAGCCGUCGAAGCUGUAGUGGGGGAAUUUGUGAAAAAACGUAUUUUUCCCACAGCCCUCGACUACUUGGAAAAUGCCCAAGCGAAAGACAAGGCAGCGUUCAGGCAAGCAGCAGCAGACUUUGUCGGAAAGAGUCACUUUUACUGCUCCAGCAGGGUGUUUGUUGAGAAUGACUCGGCUAGAAAUGGUCAAGCUUACGGCAUCAUAUUCGCACAUCGAUCUCGCAAGUCGACACUUCCGAAAUGGACUGAAGUGGUACACAUGACGGAGAUUCCAUACUUCUUCGGAAUACCCUUCUUGGACUCUGUUAAUUACGAUGAAGAAGACCGAGAGGUUAGCGCAGGGGCCAUGAGGAUACUAACUUCGUUUGCUCGAGAUGGGUGA
Molecule: messenger RNA, 1491 nt
Organism: Rhipicephalus sanguineus (brown dog tick)
Lineage: Eukaryota; Metazoa; Arthropoda; Arachnida; Ixodida; Ixodidae
Product: cholinesterase
Exons: 1
Coding region: 1-1491 (496 amino acids)
Biological process (GO): acetylcholine catabolic process; choline metabolic process
Cellular component (GO): plasma membrane
Molecular function (GO): acetylcholinesterase activity
Source: RefSeq, a predicted model, not a curated record